Closterium sp. NIES-65 is the source of this 1509-nucleotide messenger RNA. The record is from the annotation of a GenBank genome assembly. Lineage: Eukaryota; Viridiplantae; Streptophyta; Zygnematophyceae; Desmidiales; Closteriaceae.
AUGGUACGUGGUACGGCCAUUUCGUUAGCAUCCAGCUCUUCCGCAUCGAGCUCGUCAUCAACAUCUGGUGCAGCGCUUGCCGGAACGGGCGGCGGAUCUGGCGACUGCUCUUCCGUUGGGGGCUGUGCUAUGACCGGCUCAUGCGCUACGGUUCUCCUACGCUUGGCAUUGCAACAUGACGUCAAAAGCGGACUGCUGCGAUGGCAUGUGGAUGACAAGCUGAACCGCCCUUUUGCAACGGGGCUGUUUGACAUCAUCAUUCGGAAUGCGUUUCAAAAGGGUGUUGGUGGUUCUGCGACUGUCAUCAAGGCUUUCCACAUUGCAUACGUCCUGUAUUUGGUACCCCUUUCCCUAUACCCACAACUUCCCUUUUCCCUUCCUCCCAACCCCACCUAUGUGCCUCUGUUGCCCCUUGUGCAGGGGCAGUCACUCCAGGCCUUCCGCUCACCUCCUCCUCACCCUCUUCCCUUCCUCCCAACCCCACCUGUUGGCAGUCACUCCAGGCCUUCCGCUCACCUCAUCCUCGCCCUCUACCCUUCCUCCCAACCCCACCUAUGUGCCUCUGUUGCCCCUUUUGCAGUGGCAGUCACUCCACGCCUUCCGCUCACCUCAUCCUCGCCCUCUACCCUUCCUCCCAACCCCACCUAUGUGACUCUGGGCAGUCACUCCAGGCCUUCCGCUCACCUCAUCCUCGCCCUCUUCCCUUCCUCCCAACCCCACCUAUGUGCCUCUGUUGCCCCUUGUGCAGGGGCAGUCACUCCAGGCCUUCCGCUCACCUCAUCCUCACCCUCUUCCCUUCCUCCCAACCCCACCUAUGUGCCUCUGUUGCCCCUUGUGCAGGGGCAGUCACUCCAGGCCUUCCGCUCACCUCAUCCUCACCCUCUUCCCUUCCUCCCAACCCCACCUAUGUGCCUCUGUUGCCCCUUGUGCAGGGGCAGUCACUCCAGGCCUUCCGCUCACCUCAUCCUCACCCUCUUCCCUUCCUCCCAACCCCACCUAUGUGCCUCUGUUGCCCCUUGUGCAGGGGCAGUCACUCCUGCCAUGUCGCAAGACCCUCCAGCACACUUCCCCUAUGCCCAUAUCCCAUUCCCCCUUGUUGAGCACGGUGUUCAGCAUCACACCACCAACGGCAAGAAGGUUUCAACCGAUGCCUGCGUCAACCACGACCAGAUCCUCUCGCUUCACAGGAAGGUGAAGGCGGCGAUCAAGAAGUAUCUGGAUGACACUCCUGACGACCAGCUGCCGUCUUGGGAUGCGGAUCACCAGGGAUGGGUAUUCGGACCGAGGGGCACCGUUGUCAUCUCGGGCAGCGGCUUUCCGAAUCACAUCCCCGACGGCGCAGAUCCUGACAAGAGGGACCAGGAGGAGGCGGAGAUCCUAGUGAAGUAUUGCAGGAUGCAGGCCGACAAGGUUGAGGCCAAGAGAGGUUGUCAGGCGCAGGGUGAUGGUCGUGAUGACGAUGAUAACGAGGUAGGCAAUUGGAUGGAUGAAGGGGAUGAUGAGUAUUGA